AUGAAUGCAACCAGUCCCCAACCAUCAUCUGCUGAGGAGCCAGAUACUCCGACGGCAACGUCAACACAACAUCACCUUACUGCAACAGAAGACGAAUCCAGUGCUCGACCCUCGUCUACUGAAAACUCAGAUACUGCGAGUGCAACAUCAGCAACACCAUACUACCUGACUGAUACAGAGGACAAAUCCAGUCGUCAAACAUCGUUUACUGAGAAGCCAGAUGCAGAUACUUCGACAACACCACACCAGCUUAGUGAGGCAGAAGGCGAAUCCAGACCCCAACCAUCCUCUUAUGAGAAGCCAGAUACUCCGACGGGAACGUCAGCAACACCAUACUACCUGACUGAUACAGAGGACAAAUCCAGUCUCCAAACAUCGUUUACUGAGAAGCCAGAUACAGAUACUUGGACAACACCACAUCACCUUAGUGAGGCAGAAGACGAAUCCAGUCCCCAACCAUCCUCUUAUGAGAAGCCAGAUACUCCGAGGGAAACGUCAACACAACGCUACCUGACUGAUACAGAAGACGAAUCCAGUCGUCAAACAUCAUCUACUGAGAAGCCAGAUACUUCGACAACAACACACCACCUUAACGAGGCAGAAAACGCCGUCUUCCUAAAAGUGAGCUGUAUGGUCGUAUAG
This is a messenger RNA of Haliotis rufescens (red abalone), 642 nucleotides long. RefSeq names its product mucin-7-like. Lineage: Eukaryota; Metazoa; Mollusca; Gastropoda; Lepetellida; Haliotidae. The transcript has a single exon. Bases 1 to 642 code for a protein of 213 amino acids. The record is from RefSeq and is a predicted model, not a curated record.